This is a messenger RNA of Moneuplotes crassus, 741 nucleotides long. NCBI's taxonomy places the organism in Eukaryota, Ciliophora, Spirotrichea, Euplotida, Euplotidae. The record is from the annotation of a GenBank genome assembly.
AAAUGGGAUCGAAAGUUUCGUCAGUGUUCUCAAAGAAGAAGAAGCCGGAAAGUGUGAAGGUCAUUGGGUUUGAAGAUGAUAAAAUAGAAUUUCUUAUGCAGGAAGGUAAUAAGCCUCCUGCCUGUGUUGAUUGAACCCUGAUAGGAGGGAAUGAUAACAGCGAGGGCGUUUAUAGAGGGGCUUUUGAAGCAAUUUGAGAGCAUUAUGAAGAUCCUAAUGAUUUUUUUAUCCCUAAUUUGAGAACCAAGAACAAUUUCUUGUUUGUUCUAUUCAAUCUGGGUUAUUAUAAGUUCUUGGAAGAGAUUAUACAAAGUGAUGUUUUGGAGAAAACACUUAACUUUGAAAAGCAACAUAGCUUGCUUCAUGCCCUCGCAUUAGAGGAAAAUAUAUUUGAUAGCGACCAGAGAAGCUUAUUCGAUUUACUAUUCAAAAAAACUUAUAUUGUUACUAAGAACAAGCUGAAUAGAAGUUUUGUAGAGACGGCUAUAGCUCAAAAGUCGCCUAAUUUGGAUUAUAUCCAAAAGAAUAUCAUUGUUUUUAACCCUCAAAGAAUCUGGAUUUUUCAUCAAGUCUUAGUCGAGAAGCAUGGAUUGAAGAAAAACUUGUUACUAGAUGUUAUCAAGAAGCUCAAACAGGGAUGUUUUGUCAGGGAAAGGUACGCAAAAAUGCUUCAGAAGUCUAAGGGAUAAAGCAAUUAGACAGAAGAUGUUAUACACAUACUUUAUAAUUUCAAUUACGAAG